GGUUCAAUAUGUGCAUUAUACGAUCAGUUGACACUGUUUGUCAGCUUUUGAAAGGAAAGAUGAUCACUUUAUCUCUUGUUCUGGUCUUUAUUACAGUCCAGUGGUCCUGGGCUCAGCAAGAUCCUCUUCUGCCUUUCUCUGAACACUUGGACCUCGAGCACAAGGUGCGGCUGAAGUGGGGAUUUGAUGAGAUCCGGGACACCAUCUUGUUUGAGCUCACCUUUAACACUGUCGGCUGGGUUGGUUUCGGCUUCAGCCCCAAAGGAGGAAUGACUGGAGCCGACGUCGUGAUUGGAGGAGUUGGACCCAAAGGAAGUUACUUCACGGACCGUCAUGCUGUGGGGACAUCAAUUCCUCUGGUUGACAAGCAACAGAACUCCAAACUCCUGUCUCUGACAGAGUCUGAUGGGAAAACGGUCAUGAAGUUUCAGAGGUCCAUCACUUCCUGUGACGAAAACGAUUUGCCCAUCACCGAUCUCCCCAUGAAGCUGAUCUACGCGUAUGGAGAGACUGAUGAAAUCGCGUACCAUGGCAACCGAAGAGGCACAAAGGAGCUGAACCUGUUGAAGUACAUGCCUCAGUCCAACCCUCCAAACAGCAACUUUUUUGACAUCACUAUGGCCAAUUUCACUGUGCCGGCCAACCAAACCUACUAUCACUGCAAGAUCAUGAAAACCCCAACAUUUGAUCAUAAACGGCACAUUUAUCGCAUUGCGCCGGUGAUCACAAACAUUGACCUCGUGCAUCAUCUUGCGCUGUACCUAUGUCCUCCGAGCGUGACCGAACCAUCUGAGGCUCAGUGUACCGCAUCGAUAAUAACCGCCUUGUGUAUGGAGAUGGUGGCUGUGUGGGCAGUUGGCGGAGAGGCUUUUCAGCUUCCAGAAGCAGCAGGACUUCCAAUUGGAGGAAAUAUUAAAGACUAUUUCUACAGACUUGAAGUGCAUUACAACAACCACAAUAAACUUACAGGUCGAGUUGAUAGCUCAGGUCUGCGAUUGUAUUACACAUCUGAACUCCGUCAGCACGAUGCAGGUAUUCUGAUUACGGGGCUUGCAGUGGCCCCGGGGUACGCCAUCCCACCCAAAGCCAAAUCCUUCCUCACGUACGGUCUGUGCGACACUGCUUAUAUUCCAAAGGUUCUGAAGACGUCAAAUGAUCUUCAGGUGUUCUCCGUGAUGCUGCACACACACUUAGCUGGGAGAAAGUUGCGAGUCGGACAUUUCAGAGGAGGUAAACAGAUUGAUUUCCUAGCGAAGGAUGAAAACUAUGAUUUUGAUUAUCAGGAAGUCACAAACUUGGGUAAAACUAAGAUCGUUAAGUUGGGAGACAAAUUGCUGGUGGAGUGCACCUAUAAUACUGAGAACCGCAACACACUCACAUGGGGGGGAUUUUCAACUUCAGAUGAGAUGUGUUUGGCCUUCCUCUUCUACUAUCCAGUUAUGAAUCUGAGCACCUGUGUGAGCCUCCCUAAUACAACCACUUUAAUAUCUGAGAUGGGAGCAAAAGAUCAAGAUACUUGGCUCAAAAUGAUGUCCACAAAGACUUGGACUGACACGUCUAUUAAUCAGUACCAACAAACACUGAAGAGAAUCAACCAGCUCGUCAUAGUCAUGAACUCAAAUAACAACAUGUCAAGCAGCUCAGGGCUAAUUCCUGACCUCGAAGCCAUCCCAUCUGAAUCCUGUGUGAGCAGCAGUGCCACCAAAAGUCUUUCUAAUCAGGACACAACCAAGGACCUUCAUGAUAAUCAUCACCUCCAUCAUCUUUGCCCGACAUAAACUUGCAACCGAAAAACAAGUUGAGCAAACUAUGUAACUUUUUUUUUUUAAUAAAUCACAGUACAGUGUGAA
This is a messenger RNA of Puntigrus tetrazona (Sumatra barb), 1850 nucleotides long. RefSeq names its product DBH-like monooxygenase protein 2 homolog. Gene Ontology annotation, molecular function: copper ion binding; dopamine beta-monooxygenase activity. Gene Ontology annotation, biological process: octopamine biosynthetic process; dopamine catabolic process; norepinephrine biosynthetic process. Bases 9 to 1778 code for a protein of 589 amino acids. The record is from RefSeq and is a predicted model, not a curated record. The transcript is spliced from 13 exons. NCBI's taxonomy places the organism in Eukaryota, Metazoa, Chordata, Actinopteri, Cypriniformes, Cyprinidae. Gene Ontology annotation, cellular component: secretory granule membrane.